Messenger RNA from Camellia sinensis, 2833 nucleotides. Its product is annotated as WD repeat-containing protein PCN. Gene Ontology annotation, biological process: meristem growth; meristem maintenance. The record is from RefSeq and is a predicted model, not a curated record. NCBI's taxonomy places the organism in Eukaryota, Viridiplantae, Streptophyta, Magnoliopsida, Ericales, Theaceae. Gene Ontology annotation, molecular function: protein binding.
GAAAAUAUGGUGUAGGGUUUAUGGAGUAUACGCUUUCGUCUCCCCUUUGCUUCACUGCUUUCAAACCCUUCUCCAAGCGAAGCGACGCAACUCUCUCUCUAUCUCUCUUGAAACUCAUCUCUUUCUACGGCCUCUGAUCGAUCGAGCCGUAGAAGAAAUGCUCGAGGUUUACCGGACCAGCUCCAUUGACUGGAAGCCGUCUCCCGUCGUAGCCCUAGCCACCAGCGCCGACGACUCUCAAGUCGCCGCCGCUCGCGACGACGGCUCUCUCGAGAUUUGGCUCGUCUCUCCCGGCUCCGUCGGCUGGCACUGCCAACUGACAAUACAUGGAAACAGCAAUUCUAGGGUUUCUUCUCUUGUUUGGUGUCGCUCCGGUUCGACUGGUUUGCCUUCUGGUCGGUUGUUUUCGUCUAGCAUUGAUGGGUCGGUUUCAGAAUGGGAUCUUUUUGAUUUGAAACAGAAGAUUGUGCUAGAUACAAUUGGUGUCUCGAUUUGGCAAAUGGCUGCAGCAACCAAUAUUAGUUCAGCCCUUCGUAUGAAGGAUGAGCCCUUGCAUAUUGAAAAUGGGCAUGAUAAUGAUGAACUUGAUGAUGAUGAGCAUGAAAUAAGUGAGAGUGAAGAUGAUAAAAACUUGGUUGAGCUUUAUGAACAACCAAUCAUUGAAAAAUCGCGUGUAGCACUUGCCUGUGAUGACGGUUGUGUGCGAAUAUAUAGUAUCUUCGACUUAGAAAAGUUGACUUAUGUAAAGUCGUUGACAAGGGUUAGUGGGCGUGUUCUAAGUGUGACCUGGAGUCCUGAUGGAAAUUUGAUAUAUUCGGGAAGUAGUGAUGGGUUCAUCAGAUGCUGGGAUGCUAAACUGGCUCAUGAGAUCUAUAGGAUAACAGUUGGGCUUGGAGGUUCGGGCAGUGGACCCGAUCUUUGCAUAUGGUCAUUACUUGCACUGAGGUGUGGGACACUUGUUAGUGGAGAUAGUAUGGGUAGUGUUCAGUUUUGGGAUGGUCAGCUUGGAACCCUUUUGCAGUCUCAUUCUUGUCACAAGGGUGACGUCAAUACUCUGGCAGCAGCUCCUAGCCAUAACAGGGUAUUCUCUGCUGGUUCUGAUGGUCAGGUUAUUCUUUAUAAGCUCUCUAAUGACACAGUUGGGUCUGGUGAUGACAAUUCCUCUGCAAAAGUGAUGAAGAGAUGGAUCUAUGUUGGUUAUGUUAGGGCUCAUACGCAUGAUGUGAGGGCCUUAACAGUUGCAGUGCCAAUUAGUCGAGAAGAUCUGUUGCCUGACGAAAAGGUAAAAAGGGUUCGUGGUAUGGAGAAGCCCAUUGAUUUCAGUUACCAUAAAUGGGCCCAUCUGGGAGUUCCUAUGCUUAUCUCAGCUGGUGAUGACACUAAGCUCUUUGCUUAUUCUGCCAAGGAGUUUUCCAAGUUCUCUCCACAUGAUAUCUGCCCUGCACCACAGAGAGUUCCCAGUCAACUGGUGCUGAAUACCGUCUUUGAUCAAACACCUUUGCUUCUAGUACAGGCUUCAUAUUGGUUAGAUAUUUUGUGUGUUCGUGUCAAAAGCAGUGCCAUUCCUGGUAUGGGUUCUGGUUCUUCUGGUGGCCUUGCGACAACGAAUUUGCUAGCCCGGGUAAAGAGUAAGGCAUCUCGAAAGAUCAUUUGCAGCACCAUUUCUACUUCAGGAAAGCUUUUUGCUUAUUCUGACCAUGUGAAACCCAGCCUGUUCGAAUUAAAAAGGUCUGGAGUUGGAAAAAGUGCGUGGACUGUAAAUAAAAGGAAACUUCCUUCGAAUCUACCAUUCGCGCAUUCUAUGGUUUUCAGCUUUGAUUCUUCUCGGUUGAUGAUAGCUGGACAUGAUAGAAGGAUAUAUGUUGUGGAUGUGGGAAGCUCAGAACUAGUUCAUACCUUUACACCGUGCCGUAGGGAGCAUGAUGAGCAAUUGCCACCUAGUGAGCCUCCCAUAACAAAAAUGUUCAUCAGUUCUGAUGGUCAGUGGGUAGCUGCUAUCAACUGCUUUGGAGAUAUUUAUGUAUUUAAUCUAGAGAUACAAAGGCAGCACUGGUUCAUAUCUAGAUUGGAUGGUGCCUCUGUAGCAGCUGGUGGUUUUACUCCCCGGAACAGCAAUGUGCUUAUCAUCUCCACCUCUUCAAACCAAGUUUAUGCAUUCGAUGUUGAAGCCAAACAGUUGGGGGAAUGGUCCAUACGACACACAUUUGUUCUGCCCAGGAGAUACCAAGAAUUUCCUGGGGAAGUUAUUGGGCUUUCAUUUCCACCAUCCUCAAAUUCGUCAUCCGUUAUUAUCUACAGUUCUAGGGCAAUGUGCUUGAUUGACUUUGGGUUACCAGUUGAUCGAGAUGAUGACAAUGACUUGGCAAAUGGUCAUGAUCCGGCGCUGAAGAAGUUGCAGAACUCUCCCAUUAAUGGAAGACUGAAGCGGAAGUAUAAAGGCCACGAAUUGGAUACGAAACACAAUGGUAGAAAGAAUUUUGAAUUUUGUGCUUUCAGGGACCCUGUUUUAUUUGUUGGACAUCUUUCAAAAAAAUCUGUGUUGAUCGUAGACAAACCAUGGAUGGAAGUGGUUAAAACUUUUGAUGCCCCACCUGUUCACAGACAUAUUCAUGGGACAUGACUGCUUGUUGAAGGUGGUUUUCUAACAGCUUAGGUGGAAGAGAGAGAGUUCAAAUGUAGGAGUUGAAGAUCCCCUUUUUACUCAAAUGCCUCAUCCGGAGGGGUCUAAAGCAUGUUGUGUAAUGUAUUCCCUUGAUGGUUUUUGUUACAUUGUGAAAUUAAAUUUUGUUUUAUUUUUCCAAUGGUUCAUUUGUUUCUGUUAUUGAUCAUGUCA